AGGCUGAUGCGCUGAAGGCGUUCUGUAAAUCAAAGCGGAACCUUUUAACUGGGGUUUCCUGCUGCUGGACGGACAUGUUCCUCCGAUGCACAUCUUCUUAGACGCAACCCGGACGCAGCGUUUGAAAUGGCUGUGACCCUUCACACAGAUUUGGGAGAUUUUAAAAUUGAGUUGUUCUGUGAGCGAGCACCUAGAUCAUGUGAGAACUUCCUCGCUUUGUGUGCCAGUGGCUUCUACAAUGGCAGCGUUUUCCAUCGAAACAUUAAAGGUUUCAUUGUUCAAACUGGAGAUCCUACGGGCACAGGUAAAGGAGGGACAAGUAUAUGGGGUCGCAAAUUUGAAGACGAGUACAGUGAACACCUGAAACAUAAUGUCAGAGGAGUGGUUUCAAUGGCUAACAAUGGCCCCAACACCAACGGCUCGCAGUUUUUCUUCACAUACGGCAAACAGCCCCAUCUGGACAUGAAGUACACAGUGUUUGGAAAGAUUAUCGAUGGCCUGGAAGCUCUGGAUGAACUGGAGAAACUGCCCGUCAAUGAAAAGACAUUCAGACCGCUCACUGAAACCAGAAUCAAAGACGCAACCAUUCAUGCCAACCCCUUUGCUGGAUGAACGGCUUUGACUUCACACAUGCAGAGAGGCCUUGGACACAGUUGUGGACAUUUCAAACACCUUAAUUCUUACAAUGUAUAAUAACUUGCCAAAAUGGAUAACCUUUCAGAAAUUAAAACUGGACAUUGGCAAGAAAACCCUUGAACACGGUAAAAACAGAAUGCUGACUAUGAAACUAUGCUGUGCUGUCUUGGAGUUAUAUUCUUUCACCUGCUUUUUUUUUUAAGGUAUGUGCUAGAAUAGAAAUGUCAUAGUGCAUAGAGCAGAGCCAAGUCAUGAAUCAAUGGAGAAUGGAGUCAGUUUUAUGAGCAUGAUGCCUCCAGUAGCUAUGUAUGUUUAGCAAUUUUCACAAAUGGUUAGCUUUCCCUUUGAACGCCCCUUUGUUUGACAAUGCUUUUGCAAACAUUAAGUACGUUUUAUUUUAAUCUUCAUGCAUUCAUAAUUAAGUCAAAAAACCCUGCCUGGCUUUGCUCUGCUGAGUGUGGCAGUACUUUACAGAUUCUGACGUUUUUCUAGACAUGCCAUGUAAAUAUUGUCAGUUUUGUGUACCAAAUAAAACUUUUAUAAAAAUGUUUUUAUUAA
Messenger RNA from Notolabrus celidotus (New Zealand spotty), 1194 nucleotides. RefSeq names its product peptidylprolyl isomerase (cyclophilin)-like 3 (gene ppil3). The coding region runs from base 127 to 612 and encodes 161 amino acids. NCBI's taxonomy places the organism in Eukaryota, Metazoa, Chordata, Actinopteri, Labriformes, Labridae. The record is from RefSeq and is a predicted model, not a curated record. The transcript has 6 exons. Gene Ontology annotation, cellular component: catalytic step 2 spliceosome. Gene Ontology annotation, biological process: protein folding; protein peptidyl-prolyl isomerization. Gene Ontology annotation, molecular function: peptidyl-prolyl cis-trans isomerase activity.